CUUAGACCCACAACACCAACCACUCACCUACCCACCAUGGCAUCCUCAACCGCCACUACAACCACAGACCCAAUCAUCACCGGCACCGGCAAUGCGCGUUUCAACGCCGACGCCGCCAACUGGGACUCCAACCCUUCCAUCCAACUCGCCACCUCCCUAGCCUUCGAAUCCUACCUCUCCCGCUUGCCCCCUCCCUCAGAACUAUCAUCUUUCAACGUCCUCGAAAUCGGCUGCGGCACUGGCUUGCUAUCUCUCCUUCUCGCGCCCCACGUCCGCUCCCUCACAGCCGUUGAUGCGGCGGAGGGUAUGAUUGACGUUCUCACUCACAAGUUAUCGCCUGGCGGUACCUAUGAGCAAGUGAAGAAUGUCCGGCCAGUUGCAGCACUCCUUGAGGACCCGGAGGACCCUAUCAUCAAGAUCGAUCCUGUCACGGGGGAGGCGUGGGAGGGCAAGUUCGAUUUGGUUAUUUCGCAUCUGGUGCUGCACCACGUUGCUGAUCUUGCGGCGCUGUUCAAAACUAUCUGUGGUACCCUGAAACCCGGCACUGGUAGGGUGGUGACGACGGACUUUGAGAAUUUCGGACCGGAAGCGAGGAGGUUUCACCCGGAGGCUAAGAUGGAUGGGGUGGAGAGGCAUGGGAUUACCAAGGAGGAAAUGGAGGAGAUAUUGAAGGGGGUGGGGUUUGAGGAGGUUAAAGUUGAGAGGGGGUUUGUAUUGCAGAAAAGGGUGGAGAGUGAGCCCGGGAAGGGGGAUAUGGAGAAGGGGCCGGUGAUGGAGUUUCCAUUUUUGGUUUGUGAGGGGAGGCGGGUUUGA
Messenger RNA from Neurospora tetrasperma FGSC 2508, 813 nucleotides. RefSeq lists its product as uncharacterized. The coding region runs from base 37 to 813 and encodes 258 amino acids. The record is from RefSeq and is a predicted model, not a curated record. Lineage: Eukaryota; Fungi; Ascomycota; Sordariomycetes; Sordariales; Sordariaceae. The transcript has a single exon.